AUGGUCAAGAAAAUGAAACUCCCUUCAAUCUUUAAGAACCAAGAAACCAAUCCUACUUCAUGGAAAUGGCCUCUGGGGGCAUUUUCAUUCCAACAUAAGGUAAGUACUUUCAAAACUGUUUACUUGGCUUUGUGUGAUGCAGCCAAGUUCAUGGCAAUGCUGAAUUCCUCAUGGUCGGAAUCAAAGACUAUAGCCUUGACACACAAGGAACCUAAAGAGGACUUGCUGGAGAUUGUGGUUAAUAAGGCAAUAAGAUCGAAGAGGCUGUUCUUCGAGCCAGGUAACACAAGUUCACUACUAGAUAAUCAUCAUGAUGAAGCUAACAAGUUCCCGUUCCCUGAAUGUGUAGCACUAGUUUUAGACUCUGAAGAUCCUUAUGCAGAUUUUCGCAAUUCGAUGGAGGAAACUGUUGAGACAUGUGGAUUGAAGCAUUGGGAGGAUGUUGAGGAGUUAUUGGCAUGGUAUUUGAGAAUGAAUAGGAAGCAGCAUCAUUACUUUAUAAUUGAGGCCUUCGUUGAUCUGUUUUCCGGUGCCCCAUCUUCUUGUUUUUCUUGUCCUAUUUCUCACAAUGACUCUGCUUCAUCUUCAAAAUCAGAAGAUUGGUGGGUGAUUGAAGCUAAAAGGUUGAACCCAUCUAUGGAAAAGGGGAAAAGUCCAAAGAAUACCUAA
This is a messenger RNA of Dovyalis caffra, 669 nucleotides long. The record is from the annotation of a GenBank genome assembly. NCBI's taxonomy places the organism in Eukaryota, Viridiplantae, Streptophyta, Magnoliopsida, Malpighiales, Salicaceae.